Molecule: messenger RNA, 2085 nt
Organism: Vicia villosa (hairy vetch)
Lineage: Eukaryota; Viridiplantae; Streptophyta; Magnoliopsida; Fabales; Fabaceae
Product: sugar transport protein 7-like
Exons: 4
Coding region: 359-1915 (518 amino acids)
Biological process (GO): monosaccharide transmembrane transport
Cellular component (GO): membrane
Molecular function (GO): monosaccharide transmembrane transporter activity
Source: RefSeq, a predicted model, not a curated record
ACCCAUAAAAAUCAUAGAAUAUGUGUAGUAUACGGGUCUUGUGUUGGAUUCUAGAAACUUGGUUUCCUUUUUCAUUUUAUGUGACAGAAACCUGUCUUCAAUUCUACGUUGAGUGCGGGAGCAAUAAUGAAUAAACAGAAACUACAAAUUCGGUCAAUAGUAAUAAGUUGAACAGCUUUGUCAAUUUCAUAAAAGAAUCACGGAGCAAACACGUUUAUUUACUUUAGACUUGUUUUCUCACCAACUAAAAAAGCACUUUAGAGUUUAGACUUGUAUAUAAAAUUGAAGUGAUGUAUGUUCUUCUUCUUCUAUAAAGUAUUAGUGUCCCUUUUAUGCCUCCUGUAAUAAUAAUAAGGAAAUGGAAGAUGGGCCUUACAGUGGAAGUGGGGUGGAUAAGGGAAGGGCACAACAAUAUAAAGGAAGGGUCACAGUUCAUGUUAUCAUCGCUUGCAUUGUUGCUGCCACUGGCGGGUCCCUCUUCGGCUAUGACGUUGGAAUUUCAGGAGGGGUUGCUUCCAUGGAUGACUUUCUUCAGAGUUUCUUCCCCGCGGUGUACAAACAUAAAUUGGAAGCACAUGAAAACAACUAUUGCAAGUAUAAUAAUCAGGGCAUUUCUGCAUUUACCUCUACUUUAUACAUUUCUGGUUUUGUUGCAUCCCUGGUUGCAGCUCCAGUUACAAGGAAGUUUGGCCGGAGGACAAGUAUCAUAAUUGGUGGUAUCAAUUUUCUCAUAGGCUCAGCUCUUAAUGCUGCAGCUGUUAAUCUGGAAAUGCUCAUCAUAGGAAGAGUUCUGCAAGGUGUUGGCAUUGGAUUUGGAAAUCAGGCUAUUCCGCUCUAUUUGUCAGAGAUGGCGCCGACCCAAUUUCGAGGAGCCCUGAACAUGAUGUUUCAAGUCGCAACCACUUUUGGGAUUUUUACAGCAAAUAUGAUCAAUUAUGGAACACAGCAGAUUCAACCAUGGGGGUGGAGGUUGGCCCUUGGCCUUGCUGCAAUACCAACUCUUCUGAUGACUGUCGGAGGAAUAUUUAUUCCAGAGACUCCAAAUAGCUUAGUAGAAAGAGGAUCAAAGGAACAAGGGAGGAAGCUCCUUGAAAAAAUGAGAGGAACGGAUGAGGUAGACGCAGAGUUCCAAGAUAUGCUUGAUGCAGGUGAAUUGGCAAACUCAAUAAAGCACCCAUAUUGGAACAUCCUUAAAAAAAGAUACAGACCAGAGUUGGUCAUGGCUAUCUGCAUGCCUGCAUUCCAGAUUCUGACCGGCAUAAACUCAAUUCUCUUUUAUGCUCCAAUGCUAUUUCAAAGCAUGGGAUUUGGCAGAGCGGCGUCUCUCUACUCCUCAGCCUUGACUGGAGUAGUUCUUGCCUUAUCAACAUUCAUUUCUAUUGCAACAGUAGAUAGAUUGGGGAGACGACCCUUACUCAUCAGCGGUGGAAUACAAAUGAUUGUAUGCCAGGUUAUAGCUGCCUUAAUUUUGGGGGUAAAGUUUGGAGAAAACCAAGCAUUGUCGAAAAGCUAUUCAAUAUCAGUUGUAGUUGUACUGUCUCUCUUUGUUCUAGCUUUUGGAUGGUCAUGGGGGCCACUAGGAUGGACAGUCCCGAGUGAGAUAUUUCCGUUAGAAGUUCGAUCAGCAGGGCAGAGUAUCACAGUGGCUGUAAACCUUCUGUUCACUUUCAUAAUCGCGCAGGCGUUCCUUUCCCUUCUAUGUUCUUUCAAGUAUGGGAUCUUUCUGUUUUUUGCAGGGUGGAUAAGCAUCAUGACAAUAUUUGUUGUCUUGUUCCUACCUGAAACCAAGGGAAUUCCAAUCGAGGAGAUGUCAAUUAUUUGGAGGAAACACUGGUUCUGGAAAAGGAUACUGUUGGAUGAUGCAGAUCGAUUAUCUCAGGACUCUGGAACUGAAUUAAUUCAUUUAGAUGUAUAAUCAACUGCACAUGAUGCAGUAUAGAACUGAAAAGUUUAUUCAGAUCAAUAGAGUUUACCUUCCAUUUGCCUCCUGUAAUUAAGAAAUUAGAGAACUAUAAAGUUAGUUAUAAAGGACUGGGUAGCUCUUAUUGUAUUUGUGGAAAAUGAUAAAAUUUAUUUAUUGUUUGU